This is a messenger RNA of Triplophysa dalaica, 3133 nucleotides long. It is a transcript of the gene parp9, whose product is annotated as poly(ADP-ribose) polymerase family member 9. Lineage: Eukaryota; Metazoa; Chordata; Actinopteri; Cypriniformes; Nemacheilidae. The record is from RefSeq and is a predicted model, not a curated record. Bases 167 to 2683 code for a protein of 838 amino acids. Gene Ontology annotation, cellular component: nucleus; cytoplasm. The transcript has 9 exons. Gene Ontology annotation, molecular function: transcription corepressor activity; ubiquitin-like protein ligase binding. Gene Ontology annotation, biological process: negative regulation of gene expression; positive regulation of type II interferon-mediated signaling pathway.
AUUCGGUGUUUAAGGACAUCGUCGUUUGUAAUGUACGCCUCUUUCGCUUUCGAUUAUUCGACGACCGUCUUUAUAAACAAUUUGAACAAGAAAAUCUAACGUUACUUCUGGAGUUUUACCAAAGAUUGUCAACAUAUAAGGAAUUAGGUUCUUGUCCUGAGGGGAAAUGCAGGCCAUGAGUAACAUAGCACCCAUUCCACUGGUUCCAGAGCAGUGUGCUGUUCUGAGACAUUGUAGAGAUGCAUUUUGCAAAGCUGUUGAGACAAAAUUUGGUUGCACGGCUAUUAUUCACAAUCUGGAUGACUCUGACUCCUCUGGUAGUAAUGCAAGUAAUUUUUCAGCUCCUGAAUUGAGGUACUUCAAAAAGCUAUCCAAAGGAGUGAAAGUUUCAGUCUGGAAAGAUGAUCUAACACGUCAUAAGGUGGAUGCUGUGGUCAAUGCUGCUAAUGAAGGGCUUAAUCAUGGAGCGGGUCUUGCGCUAGCAUUAUGUGAAGCUGGGGGACCAAUGAUCCAGAUGUGGAGUGAUAAAAUUAUAGGAAAACAGGGAAAAGUGCCAACUGGUACAGCUGUUUCCACUCCUGCUGGAAAUCUCCCAUGUAAAAACAUCAUACACGCUGUGGGACCCCAUCUACCCUCAAAUCCAACCAAAUGGGAUGUUGAACGAUUCGCUCCCAUCUUGCAUAAAACAAUUAAGAGCAUCCUAGAUGUAGUUGAACUUGGAAAGCUAUCAUCUGUUGCAAUUCCUGCUAUAAGUUCUGGCCUUUUUAAUUUCCCCAGACAUCUCUGUGCAAAUAUUAUUGUACAAAAUGUACAAGACUAUAAUGACCGUAAUAGAUUCAAUGGCAGGGUUGUUGAAAUUAAUCUUGUAAAUAAUGAUGAACCCACUGUCCAAGAAAUGGAAAGAGCCUGUAAGGAGAUUCUUGGAGCGCCCAAUAUCACAGGCUCAUACAGUGGAGCUGUGACAAGCAGAGACCAAAGUUUCACUUCAGGCAACAGUUUCCAGUUUGGAAAUGUAACACUGCACAUCACAAAGGGGUUAAUUGAGGAGCAAAUGGUUGAUGUAAUUGUGAAUACAAUCUCCGAUAACUUGGAUUUGUCCAUGGGGCUUGUUUCGAAAGCUAUUUUCGAGAAAGCUGGCCAAAAAAUUCAAGAGGAGCUUUACAAAAAUAAGAAACACUUUGUUGCAAGUGGUGACGUUUUUGUAACUAAAGGACAUAGCUUGAAUUGUGCUGCAGUCUAUCACACUGUAUGCACAUUAAGGUCUGGGUCUGGAGCCAAACAGAUUCUCUACGAAGUGGUCUUAAAUUGUUUGAUGAAAGCUGUAUCUGCACACAAGUCCAUUUCCUUCCCAGCUAUUGGUACUGGAAAUCUGGGCUUUCAUAAACAGGAGGUUGCCGAAAUCAUGGUGAAAGCUGUGGCAGAAUUUGCCAAUAAGAACUCCAGAAAGAAACUCGACAUAAACUUUGUUGUGUUCCCAAAAGAUAUUGAAAUGAUGGAGGCUUUCAAAAACAAGCUUGAUGGCGUGAAAGGACAGAUGAAGUUUGACAGUGCCAUGCCACAAAGUUCUGCUUUUGCAACCAAUGAAUCCAAAAGAAAUGAAACACCGACUCUUGAGAUCAGCAGUGUCUCCAAGGAAGCUCUCAGAGAGGCACAAGCAUGGAUAAUGAAUAUGUUGGGCCCACGAAAUGGCACAAUAACUAUUAUGAAUAACUAUGUCAUUUAUUUUGGCCAAAAAGACCAUGAAAACCUGCUGUCGCUUCAAACAUUGCUUGGUGUACACAUCACAGUUUUCUUCAAGAAUGGUAACGGUGGCAUAAUUAUCACUGGAGAACCCAUCCCUGUCAGCUGUGGAGCUAUUGAAGUGGAAUCCAUGCUUUGUCAGGCCCAAAAAGACUUUGCUUUAGAUGAAGAGAGCGAUCUUCUGUAUUCUGUGGUUCGCUGGCAGUGUAAAGCUGCUCCAUGGCCACCGAAAGUCAAUGCAGCUUUGGAGAAAUCCUAUCUGGCACGGAACAAAGAAAUUGAGUUGGAUGACUAUAAUAUCAAAGUCAACCUUAAGAGCAAGUUUGUGGUUGACAUCUUUGGAAAGACAAGCAGCGUGGAAAGGACAUGCAUGUUUAAGGAUUACAACCCUUUUCAUCUAGACAGCAAUUCAUUUUAUGCAAGAACUCCUGUGGAUGGGAAAGAUUUUUGGGAAAUGGAAAGGAAAGUCAAAGACUGUGGACUAUGUACCAUCAGGGUGGAGAAAAUCGAGAAUGCUGCCCUGCAGCAGAUUUUUGAGCUGAACAGGAUGCGAAUAAAAGAUAAACCGGAGCAUCUGUACCAGUGCGUGUCAGCUCAGUUCUGUGAUCUCAUCUGCAGAGUUGGCUUUCACAAAGAUUUCGCACCACCUGCAGAGCAAAAGGAUGGAAGUGGUAUAUACUUCAGCAGUAGACUGGACCGGGCGUUGAAGCUAUGGAACAGACAGAACGAAGAGUACAUCUACAUCAUUCAGGCUCAAGUUCUCACUGGAAAAUCAGUGAUUGGUUCACCAGAUUUUAUUUUGCCCCCUGUCAUGGGUUCUGACCCUUUGAAACGCUUUGACAGCUUGACUGACAAAGAAAACACUCAUGUGAUCUUCAAUGGUCAACAAGCUCUUCCACAAUACCUGAUUAUAUGUGGAAAACCAACCCUUUCAGCUGUGUAGCUUUAGAUAUUUGUUAAUGAGUUUUGUUCGAGGAACAUGCAAUAACAAAACAUUUCACAGUAAAUCAGGAGAAAAUGCUUUACAUCUUUAAACAAUUUCAGUGAGGUAAAUAAAGAAAAUAGAUCUUUGCACUUAAAUAGUCUAAAUCACUUAUUUAAUGAGAUUAUCUAAUAAGCAAUCAUAAUUGACUAGUUCAUUCUUUAAAACAUGUUUAACCUAGACGUGUCCUUCUCUUAAUUUCUUAUGAUUCCUUUCAGCUGUGGAUAUUUUCGUUGUAUUUAUUGAGUAAUGGGAUAUGUGAUAUAUACUGGUGUUAAAUUAGUGAAAAGCUUUUUGUUUUCAAACUGUUUAGGAUAAAGUUAAAUCACUAAAUUGAUAAAGACAAAAUGAUUCUAAUACUAUAUUUUUGUGGUUUGACAAAAUAAUUAAAUAAAUGCCCACUAAAACCAA